Messenger RNA from Centrocercus urophasianus (Greater sage-grouse), 1498 nucleotides. RefSeq names its product LHFPL tetraspan subfamily member 2 (gene LHFPL2). Gene Ontology annotation, cellular component: membrane. Lineage: Eukaryota; Metazoa; Chordata; Aves; Galliformes; Phasianidae. The transcript has 3 exons. Bases 406 to 1092 code for a protein of 228 amino acids. The record is from RefSeq and is a predicted model, not a curated record.
AUUGCCAGGCUUCUGAAGUGGUUAACCAAAGCUAAGAACAUAGGACACUGGUGCGUGAUGUUGAGCAGUGGGCAGUCCCCACAGCCUUCCCCGCCGACUCGGAGCGUCAUGCGCCAGUAUGAGCAGUAAGAGAGAAAAGCGCGCCUCGGAGCUCAGCAUCCCCUCGAGAAAAAAGGAGGAACUGAGUGGAGAGGACGAAUGACUGUACUGCUUGCAAAACUUGCAGCGGUUCACUUUUUCUCCUGAGGAGUUUUGUCUUGGCUGCUGUGAGAGCUGGAAGAGCAAGCGGAGCUGCAGCAGUGAUUUCCUCGUGGUCCCCCUUCUCUGCUUUUAUUUAACUUUUUUCCCCCUCGUGCCCGGAGUUAAGACUGCCAGCUGCACUGUUUGCGAGCAGUGGACACCAAUAUGUGUCAUGUCAUUGUAACGUGUCGGUCAAUGCUAUGGACUCUGCUGAGCAUCGUCGUGGCUUUUGCGGAGCUCAUCGCUUUCAUGAGCGCGGACUGGCUGAUUGGCAAAGCCAAACCGGUCAGCACCGAGGACAUGGACAACAGAACGGGAGGGCCGCAGGAACCUUACCGCCCGACCCUGGGCAUCUACGGGCGCUGCACAAGGAUCUCUCACAUGCAGCUCUCCAGGCGAGAUACGCUUUGUGGCCCUUACGCUGAAAACUUCAGUGAGAUUGCCAGUGGGUUCUGGCAGGCGACCGCUAUUUUCCUAGCUGUGGGAAUCCUGAUCCUCUGCGCCGUGGCGUUUGUGUCUGUCUUUACUAUGUGUGUGCAGAGUAUUAUGAAGAAAAGUAUUUUUAAUGUCUGUGGGCUGCUACAAGGGAUUGCAGGCCUCUUCCUUAUCUUAGGCUUGAUACUUUACCCUGCAGGUUGGGGAUGCCAGAAAGCAAUAAGCUAUUGUGGACAUUAUGCUUCUGCUUACAAACUGGGAGACUGCUCCUUGGGCUGGGCUUUCUACACGGCGAUUGGUGGCACUAUUCUGACGUUCAUCUGUGCAGUCUUCUCGGCGCAAGCUGAAAUCGCCACAUCCAGUGACAAAGUGCAAGAAGAAAUAGAGGAAGGAAAAAACCUUAUCUGCCUCCUUUAACUCCAGUGGGAAAAAAUACCAGUGCCUGGAUAUUAAUUUGCUAUUCACUGACUUGAUGAGGAGAUCCACUUACCAGUUUCCACAGUUUGUGUGAUUGAGCCCCAUGCAUUCCAGCCCUGAACUACUGAAAUGGUCUUUCCUCCUUGUUGGGCAAUGAGGAUCAGAAAAGAUCCCAAGAAAGGAGAAUGUAAACACUUGGGGAUUUUUUAGUUUGAUUACAUUAUCAGGACACUGUGGAGUAUAUUAAUCAGAUUGGGGAUGCGAGGAAUCAUAUAUAUAGUGGGGAUAUUAUUACAUAGCUGACAAAUUCUGAUUGAUUGGAUUGCCUUACCCACCUUGGUCACUUUAAAAAAAUUGGAUUUAAAAUAAUAAAAGCCAGCACAUUUUUACUUUUUUUUUUACACAA